UACAGAAACCAUAAACACAGAGAGACUCUAGAAUGCGUUCCGGCAGGUUCUACUUUUGUCGUUGGGAGGCGGAGGCGGCGGUAAGCGGAACCCAGAAGCGCUCACCGCUGCUUCUGGCCGGGCGGGAGUCGCAGUGCAACGCGGGCGCGCCCCACGGCCCGGCAUGGAGGAACGCGGCGAUUCCGAGCCGACCCCCGGCUGCAGCGGCCUGAACCCGGGCGGCGUACCGGGCGGCGUACCAGGCGGCGGCGGCGCCCACUCGUGGGCCCCCGAGGACGCCUGGAUGGGGUCCCACCCUAAGUAUUUAGAGAUGAUGGAAUUAGAUAUAGGAGAUGCCACCCAAGUUUAUAUAGCAUUCUUGGUUUACCUGGACCUCAUGGAGAGUAAAAGUUGGCAUGAAGUAAACUGUGUGGGAUUACCAGAACUCCAGCUCAUCUGCCUUGUUGGUACUGAAAUAGAAGGAGAAGGGCAGCAGACUGUGGUGCCUACACCCAUCAGCGCAUCCCUUAGCCAUAACAGGAUAAGGGAAAUCUUGAAGGCAUCCCGAAAAUUGCAAGGUGACCCAGAUUUGCCGAUGUCUUUUACUUUGGCCAUAGUGGAGUCCGAUUCCACAGUAGUCUAUUAUAAACUUACUGAUGGAUUUAUGCUGCCAGACCCUCAGAAUAUUUCCCUUAGAAGAUGACAGCUAUACUUCCUGAUGCUUAUUUUAUUCAUACAAGAUUGGAUUUGAGACUGAUCAAUCUGCUUCAUAUUUAAUCUCAGAGAUAGUUGGGGUUGACUUCUCUGGUCCAUUCUCUAGGUUUGCUUUCUGAAGAAUAAGACUUUCCCAGAUAGAAAGAUGAUUUUUGCUCAAAAAUAUAGGGUAAUUGCUCUAGAACGUUCUUAUCUGGAGACAGUAUAAUUACAGUUAUGUUUAGGUUUAUGCCAAGGGUGCAUUCAGAGGGUUGGAAUACAUAUUUUUUCUGUCAUCCCAUAUUCAGAGCUGCCUCUUUGUUCAUUGCAGCUGCAGCUGGCUCACUGUUGAGACUGCCACCUCUUUCCCUUCCUCUUCUCUCCAUAUGCCUUUUGGCCAAUAUUGCUAGCCUGGAAUGGUAUUUCAUAUACACCUUAACUCCUUGAGGGUUUACUUCUGUCUGCUUUUUAAUUCCCCAUUUUUAAUCAGAACUAAUGGCAACUUGCAUGUCUAGGUUAACAGGGACCAGAGGAGUGCUACCUACAAAAGUAGUUGGCCUUUCUUUCCAUUUUUAUCCAUCAAGAACUUUUAUUACAUCAUACCUGGAAUAUUACAAGAGAGAUAGCAUGGGACAGGAUCAGCCUUAAAAAUGUCUUUAUUAACUAAACCCAGUUAUUCCACUUUUGUUACUCUCUCCCAAUUAAGUUGUCCAAACUAUGAUAAAUUAUAUGCACAAAGAUGUUUCAAGUGGCAUUACUAGUAAUAGCCCACAUUAUAAACUACUUAAAAGUUUAGGUCAGGAGUCAGCAAAAUUUUUCUAUAAAGGGCCAGAGAGUAAAUAUUUUAGGCUUUGCAGGCCAUGAAGUUUCUGUCACAGCUAUUCAACAAUGCCACAUGUGUAAACAGUGUGUGAACAAAUGUGUGUGGCUGUGCUGCACUAAACUUUAUUUAUAAAUGUAGGUGUCAUAAUUUGCCACCCCAAGCGUUGGCCAAACUGUUCUUUAUAAACCAGAUAGUAAAUAUUUUAGGCUUUGAGCCAUAUACAAUCUCAUCACGUAUUCUUUUUUCCUCUACAGUCUUUUAAAAAUGUAAAAACUAUUUUUUAGCUUGUGGACUAUACAGAAAUAGACCCUAGGCCACAUUUAAUCCAUGGGCCAUAGUUUGGCAACCCCUGGCCUAUGGAGAUAGUCAAUAAACAAAUAUAUGUAUAACCCAAAUUAGUAAUGCAUAUUUUGAAAAACAUGAGGAAAGGUUGUAGUAAGUAAGAAAAGCAAGAUAAAGAAGCAUAUGAAUAGGUAUGAUUAUGGCUGCAAAUAACAUGCUAUCAUAUAUAAUAAAAAAUGACAAAAGAAAAUUCUUAACUGUGGUUAUAGUGGGAUAGAAGGGCAGUAUAUGGAUGACUUUGUAUUUUUGCAAUAUUUCAGUUUUUAUUUGGUCUGUUUAGUUUUCUAAUAAAAAUGUUUUAAAAUAA
This is a messenger RNA of Choloepus didactylus (southern two-toed sloth), 2144 nucleotides long. RefSeq names its product tRNA splicing endonuclease subunit 15 (gene TSEN15). The transcript has 5 exons. The record is from RefSeq and is a predicted model, not a curated record. Bases 164 to 682 code for a protein of 172 amino acids. NCBI's taxonomy places the organism in Eukaryota, Metazoa, Chordata, Mammalia, Pilosa, Megalonychidae. Gene Ontology annotation, molecular function: nucleic acid binding. Gene Ontology annotation, biological process: tRNA splicing, via endonucleolytic cleavage and ligation.